This is a messenger RNA of Coregonus clupeaformis (lake whitefish), 4542 nucleotides long. Its product is annotated as ubiquitin-protein ligase E3B. Gene Ontology annotation, biological process: ubiquitin-dependent protein catabolic process; protein polyubiquitination. The record is from RefSeq and is a predicted model, not a curated record. The transcript is spliced from 28 exons. Lineage: Eukaryota; Metazoa; Chordata; Actinopteri; Salmoniformes; Salmonidae. Bases 266 to 3469 code for a protein of 1067 amino acids. Gene Ontology annotation, molecular function: protein binding; ubiquitin protein ligase activity.
UUGAAGAGAUCGAGUUCAAACAACAGUAAUUGUGACAAAAUUAAUGCAAAUAGUUCAGUAUACAUACAAUGUAUCAAUAUGGAAAUGAUUAUAGAUGACAAUUUGAGCAGCUUUUGCUGGGCUAACCGAAGCGCAGCUAGCUAUAGCUCUCGAAGGGUGUCUUGAAACUUGGAUCUCGAGGAUGUUCAAAUGACUGGAGAAGCAUAGCGCAUACUGAGUUGCAAAGGUCUAGGCAAGAUCACCAGAGGAAACACAGGGGUGCACAAUGUUUAGUGCAACUCAGAGUUCCAAGUCUGAGUUCCUGGACAAAGCCAGGCAGGCGCGUGAGGAGAGGAAGGGGUACAAAGAAAGGGACCGAGCAGCCACCCUAAUUCAAGCGCUGGUCAGGAGAUUCCUCUGUCGCUGCAGACUCCAGAAACAAAUAAGGAAAGAGGUUGAUGACUUUUUCCAAGAUGCCGGGACCACAAAAAGAAAUGCACUAUCCAUUUUUAAAAUUGCACGGAAGUUGUUAUUCAUUUUUUGCCAAGAUGAUAAGCUGAUGUUUGAGAAGCUUUGUCGCUCCAUUCUUGGCAGUAUGGAGGUUGAAAAUGAGCCCAAAGUUUGGUAUGUGUCAUUAGCCCUUUCUAAAGACCUCACCAUUCCUUGGAUCAAGCAGAUUAAAGAUGUUCUGUGGGUCUCCUGUCAGUUCCUGAAAAAAUUAAAGCCUGACAUCAUGCAGGACAAUAAGCUGGUGACUCUGUACCUCACCAUGCUGGUGACCUUCACAGACACAUCAACCUGGAAGAUAGUGAGAGGGAAAGGCGAGGCCCUCAGACCAGCGUUGACCCGGAUCUGUGAGAACAUCAUGGGGCAUCUCAAUCAAAAGGGAUUUUAUUCAAUACUGCAGAUUCUACUCACCAACGGAUUGGCACGCUCCAGGCCCUCUCUUACCAAGGGCACACUCACAGCAGUAUUCACGCUGGCAUUAAGACCUGUCAUUGCUGCUCACUUCUCUGACAACCUGCUGAGGUCUCUCCUCAUCCACAUCAUGUCUGUCCCAGCAGUCGUCUCCCACAUCUACACCAUCACCCCAGAGUGCAUGACCACCAUCCAGACCCACGACCUGUUGAGGAAGUUCAUCCUGUUCCUUAGCCGCGAGGAGCAGUGUGUCGACAUCUGUGUCUGCCUGGAGGGGAGCCACACACUGUGCUUACUGGGUAACCUGAUUCACCUGGGCUACCUCAACGAGAAAGUCCUGGAGGAGGAGGCCAACCACUUUGUGAAGGACCUGACGGACAUGCUGUCCUACUGCCAGAGAUACGUGUCCCAGAAGAAAUCUAACCUCACCCACUGGCACCCCGUCCUGGGCUGGUUCUCCCAAACCGUAGACUAUGGUCUGAAUGAGUCCAUGCCACUGGUCACCAAGCAGCUGCAGUACCUGUGGGGCAUGCCUGUGAUCCGGACGCUCUUCAGUGACGUCCUUAGCAAAAAGCUGGAGACCCAAGAGCCCACGCCUCCACCACAGCCACAGCCUACCACGUCGCAAAACAACCUGCCAGUCAAGAGUCUCUUCAAGCGGGCAUUUCAGAAGUCUGCCUCAGUGCGAAACAUCCUGAAGCCAGUUGGCGGGAGACGGGUGGACUCCGCUGAGGUUCAGAAAGUGUGCAGCAUCUGUGUACUGUACCAGACAGCCCUCACCACGCUCACCCAGAUACGACUGCAAAUCCUCACUGGCCUAACCUACCUGGACGACCUGCUGCCUAAGCUGUGGGCCUUCAUCUGCGAGCUAGGACCCCAAGGAGGGCUCAAGCUGUUCAUGGAGUGCCUGAACAACGACACAGAGGAGUCUAAGCAGCUGCUGGCCAUGCUCAUGCUGUUCUGCGACUGCUCCAGACACCUCAUCACGAUCCUGGAUGACAUUGAGGUUUACGAGGAGCAGAUCUCGUUUAAGACGGAAGAGCUCGUCACCAUCUCCUCGUUUCUCAACACGUUUGUUUACAAGAUGGUCUGGGACGGCAUCUUAGAGAAUGCUAAGGGAGAGAAGCUGGACCUGUUCCACAGCGUUCACGGCUGGCUGAUGGUGCUUUACGAGCGGGACUGCAGGAGGAGGUUCUCCCCUGAUGACAACUGGCUGCGCAAGGAUCUGAAGCCGAGCCUUUUGUUCCAAGAACUGGAGAAGGGCAAGAGGAGAGCUCAGCUGUUACUUCAGUACAUCCCACACGUCAUUCCACACAAAAACAGGGUCCUGCUGUUCCGGAACAUUGUCACCAAGGAGAAGGAAACCUUGGGAUUGGUGGAGACCAGCUCCGCCUCUCCGCAUGUCACCCAUAUCACCAUUCGCCGCUCGCGGAUGUUAGAGGAUGGUUACGACCAGCUCCGCCGGUUGCCCGUCAACUCCAUCAAAGGUGUGAUCCGCGUGAAGUUUGUCAAUGACCUGGGUGUGGACGAGGCCGGCAUCGACCAGGACGGCGUCUUCAAGGAGUUCCUGGAAGAGAUCAUCAAGAAAGUCUUCAAUCCGGCACUCAACCUCUUUAAGACCACCAGUGGCAACGAGAGACUGUACCCCUCCCCUACGUCCUACAUCCACGAGAACCACCUGCAGCUCUUUGAGUUUGUGGGGAAGAUGCUCGGCAAAGCCAUGUAUGAGGGUAUCGUGGUAGACGUACCCUUCGCCUCCUUCUUCCUCAGCCAGGUCAUGGGUCACCACCACAGCACCUUCUACAGCUCCAUCGACGAACUGCCCUCCCUGGACUCUGAGUUCUACAAGAACCUCACCUCCAUCAAGCGCUACGACGGGGAUGUUGGUGAUCUGGGACUGACGCUAUCGUAUGACGAGGAUGUUAUGGGACAGCUGGUCUGUCAUGAGCUGAUUCCUGGAGGAAAGACGAUGACAGUCACCAAUGAAAACAAGAUCAGCUACAUCCACCUGAUGGCGCACUUCCGCAUGCACACGCAGAUAAAAGAGCAAACGGCAGCUUUCAUCCGAGGGUUCCGCAGCAUCAUCAACCCGGAGUGGCUGCACAUGUUCUCCACUCCCGAGGUCCAGCGCCUCGUCUCCGGGGACAACGCCGAGAUAGACUUGGACGACCUCAAGAAACACACAGUGUACUAUGGAGGUUUCCACAGCAGCCAUCGGGUCAUCAUCUGGCUGUGGGACAUCCUGUCCAGUGACUUCUCCUCUGAGGAAAGGGCCAUGUUCCUCAAGUUUGUCACCAGCUGUUCAAGACCACCCCUCCUGGGUUUUGCCUACCUCAAGCCCCCUUUCUCCAUUCGCUGUGUGGAGGUGUCCGACGAUCAGGACACAGGGGACACCCUGGGCAGUGUCCUGCGGGGUUUCUUCACCAUCCGGAAGAAGGAGCCUGGCGGUCGCCUCCCCACCUCGUCCACCUGCUUCAACCUGCUCAAGCUGCCAAACUACAGCAAGAAGAGCAUCCUGCGUGACAAGCUCCGCUACGCCAUCAGUAUGAACACAGGUUUUGAGCUCUCCUAAAACAAACUCCCCCUGCUUGUGGUCUGCUGCCUGCAAAACUAAAGGACAAACAACUAAAGAGCGUCCUCCUUACCCAGGCUAGGGGCGGCAGCCGGUCAAGUCAGUGGAAAUUCACCAAAGCUGAAGGCGAAACAAAUCCUUUAUCCCAGCCUAGGAAACCAGAAGAGCUCCACCUUCUUUUACUCCAAUCAGUCUGGAUUCUGGAAACACUCACCCCCAAGGGCUCUGAAGCCUAUUUGUUGCCUGUGCAACCAUGUUAACUUAUUUUCUGACCAGUGGCAGUCAUUGCCUAUGCGAGUUUAUUUUACUUUUUUAUAGACAAGUAGCUAAAGAAACUGUGGGAGCAGCACAAUUGGAACGGUCACGCUCUACUCUAACACUCCAGAAAACCAACCCCAUGCUAAUAAUCAUAACAAGGAGGAAUGUGUAACCUAACACAUUGCUGAACUAAAAUGGCUCCAUGUCUUACUAUUUCUUCUCAGGCUUAACAGAACGAUACUUGGAUCUAGCACUCCCACGUCAAACGAACUGGAAAGCAAUAUAGAUGCAAUGCAAGCCAUUACACGCGAUAGACUCCUCACUGGAGCAAAAUCAUAGGAAGCUUUGUUCUACCUGUUGGAAUAGGAUGUUAUCCAAGCAACUUUCCGCUGUCAUUCGGUGAGUCUUAAUAACCUUGUUGAACAUGACGAAAGCACCUUUUUAUAAAGAGACGACAAAGCACUGCCUCAUGUUCAACAACAAGUUCUGACCACGGAGAUGUGGUCACGUGUUGACGCCUGUUUCAUAUCUGUAUAUUGUCCUGACGAUCUGUCUCUCUCUCCUCAUACACACACUACAGUCAGUCACCUGACAAAAGCUUUGGAGCCUGUAUGUCUCUGUUCUCUAAUGUAUUCAAAUUAGAAUUCAUGUUACACAACAAUGCAUUUGUGACCCAAAGUGAUGCCAUCAAUACUUUCACUAAACUCCAUGCUGUUAUUUGAUACCAGAUGUUCCGUUAUCUUCUGUCAUGGUUCCGGAUUCUCUUUUCUUGUUGCAUUUGAAAAUGGAUAAUACAGUGGCUCUGGAAGGUUUUA